This is a messenger RNA of Pristis pectinata (smalltooth sawfish), 2158 nucleotides long. RefSeq names its product neuron-derived neurotrophic factor (gene ndnf). Gene Ontology annotation, biological process: extracellular matrix organization. The transcript is spliced from 3 exons. The record is from RefSeq and is a predicted model, not a curated record. The coding region runs from base 1 to 1722 and encodes 573 amino acids. Gene Ontology annotation, molecular function: protein binding. NCBI's taxonomy places the organism in Eukaryota, Metazoa, Chordata, Chondrichthyes, Rhinopristiformes, Pristidae.
AUGUUAACCAUAUUCUGGGCAGUGAUAUCACUGCUACUAUUAGCAACUAACUCCGGGACACAGAAGCUACCCACUAGAGAUGAAGAGCUCUUCCAGAUGCAGCUUCGAGACAAGUCUCUUUUCCAUGAUUCAUCCAUCAUCCCAGAUGGAGCUGAGAUCAGCAGUUAUCUGUUCAGGGAUGCACCUAAAAGAUACUACUUUGUGGUUGAGGAAGAUAACACACCCUUGUCAAUUACCAUAACACCAUGUGAUGCCCCCUUAGAAUGGAAACUAACUCUUCAAGAACUUCCUGAGGAGUCGAGUGGAGAAGGUUCUGGAGAACCAGAACCACUGGAGCAGCAAAAGCAAAGACAGCAAGUACUGAAUGAACUUGGCACCGAUUUGUAUUCUUAUAAAGGUAAUGAUGUUGAAUCAUACCUAGCAUCUAAUUCACCCUCUGGUUUGUACCGUUUGGAACUGAUUUCAACAGAAAAAGAUACAAAUUUCAAAGUUUAUGCAACCACCACUCCUGAUUCAGAUCAGCCUUAUCCCGAGCUCCCCUAUGACCCACGUGUGGAUGUGACCUCCCUUGGACGUACAACUGUCACUUUGGCCUGGAAACCAAGCCCCACCAUCUCACAACUGAGGCAACCCAUCCAAUAUUGUGUGAUCAUUAAUAAGGAGCAUAACUUCAAAAGUCUUUGCGCAGUGGAAGCAAAACUAAAUGCAGAUGAUGCCUUUAUGGCAGCACCCAAGCCUGGAUUAGACUUCAGUCCUUUUGAUUUUGCCUAUUUUGGCUUUACUUCAGACAGUGGCCCUAACAGAGAACGAAAGACUAUGGCCAAACCAGUUACUACACGCCUGUCACGACAUAUGGCUGGAGCACGGAAGGUGGAUCUUCAGCAGAUCUGCAUUGGCAACAAAAACGUUUUCACUGUGUCAGACCUGAAACCAGACACACAAUACUAUUUUGACAUUUUUGCAGUUAAUACCAACUCAAAUAUGAGCACUGCCUAUGUGGGAACCUUUGCAAAGACUAAGGAAGAGGCUAAGCAGAAGACAAUGGAGCUGAAGGAUGGGAAAGUGACUGACGUAUUUAUCAAAAGAAAAGGUGUCAAGUUCUUAAGGUUUGCUCCAGUCUCCUCCCACCAGAAGGUGAUGCUAUAUGUUCACUCAUGUCUGGAUGCAGUCCAAAUCCAAGUCAGGAGGGAUGGGAAACUUCAGCUUUCACAAAACAUGGAAGGUGUACGUCACUUCCAGCUAAGAGGAAAACCAAAAGCCAAGUACCUCAUCAGGCUCAAAGGGAGUAAGAGAGGCGCUUCAAUGCUGAAGAUCUUGGCCACUAACCGGCCAAACAAGCAACCCUUUCCUUCUGUACCAGAAGACACACGCAUAAAAGUAUUUGACAAGCUCCGCACGUGCUCCUCGGUCACUGUGGCAUGGCUAGGCACACAGGACCGAAACAAGUUUUGUGUUUAUAAGAAGCUUGUGGAGAAUAACUAUAGUGAAGAGCAGAAGAAAAGAGAGCAGAACCAAUGUAUUGGACCAGACACACGAAAGAAGUCUGAGAAGGUGGUCUGCAAAUAUUUCCAUAGUCAUAUCUUACAGAAAGCAGUGACGACAGAGACAAUCAGAGGACUACAGCCAGGCAAAUCUUAUCUUCUGGAUGUUUAUGUCAUAGGACAUGGAGGACACUCUGUCAAGUAUCAGAGCAAACUGGUCAAAACAAGGAGGUCUUGUUAGUGUCUCCAUGUACAGACUCAACAUUAUUGAACUAUGAACAUUACUUCACUAGAUGAAAAUAUACAGACUGACUACUUACACAGCUGAGAUGUUGCAACCCGUAUUUGUACUAUUUAGAAAGAUAUCAACUUGUAUAUUUAUGUUUACAUAAUUCAGUAAUUAUUUGAAGAGACUAAGCCUGAUGUACUCAGAUAGCAUCUGGCCUUUGCGAUUACAUAACUGCAAGUCCCUUGUCACACCUGACAUUAAUAUAAGUGAUCCACAGUGGCAGGAUAACACUCAAGUACUGUCAGCUUCUUGUCCUCUACACUGCAUGAAUCGCAUUUAACUUAUUUCAUCAUCCCAAGCCGCUUAAACUAGCUGCCCUGCUAAUCGUACAUGCAAUAUAGGACAUAGGAAAUCUGUAAAUUAUUUUAUAAGAAUAAAGUUCAGUCUU